Gasterosteus aculeatus aculeatus (three-spined stickleback) is the source of this 1801-nucleotide messenger RNA. It is a transcript of the gene ccdc137, whose product is annotated as coiled-coil domain containing 137. Gene Ontology annotation, cellular component: nucleus. Lineage: Eukaryota; Metazoa; Chordata; Actinopteri; Perciformes; Gasterosteidae. The record is from RefSeq and is a predicted model, not a curated record.
GUCUCCCACUAUCCCUCGAGGUUAAGGUUUGUAGGUUAAAGGUUAUACACGCUGCUCCACACGCGUGUUGUUGUUUUUUUAUUGAUAACUUGUAAUCCGUUAAAAUAAAGGGUAGCGACAUGGGGAAGAACAAGAAGAACAAAAGCAACGAGUCAGUAAAACAAGCGGACAGGUCCGGCCAGCAUUCAAGUGAUAAGAGGCUCAAAGAGAGAGAUGGAAAACCAAAGAAAGCCCAACCAGAUCACAUGGAACACAUCCCCUUCAAACUGCGUGAGAUCAUGAAAAGCAAAGACCGGAUGAAAUCGGGAUCCGUGAAGGCCAAAAAGGUCAAAGAAGGUAAACCAGAUGAUCAGCUGAUGGAAGACAUCCCUGUCCCACAUUUCAAGAGGGCAAAUGCAGAGAGUGAGAAAGCGUAUCUGCGACGCAUGGAGAACGAGACGAAACACGUCCUCUUCCUCACCAACAACCAAGUGGACAGAAAGCCUGAGCUGGAAGUAGAUGCCCAGGAGAGAUCCGCGAACCAGGGCAAGUCUGAGAAAAAGAAGGAGUACGAUAAAUUGAGAAUAGAGAAGCUACACGAGAAAAAACUGAACAGACAAGUGGCCGAGAUGGAGAAAGAGAUGUUUAUUGAUACCGUUCCCUUCGGUGAAGUUGCAAUGGCCCCACCGUCUUUAAGUGCCAAACCCAAGAAAGCCCCGGUCAAAUCUCAGCAACCACCGAAGGGGCUGCUUCUCAACUCUCUCCUGGGCCGCGCGGUGGUCCCCACGGCCAAGCCCUCCAUGGCCAGACAGAGGAUCGUGGAGGAGGAGAGGGAGCGGGUGGUGGAGGCUUACCGUCUUCUCAAGAAACGGAAGCAGCAGCAGCGCGUGGACCUGACGGCCAAUCUGGAAAAACUGAAGAACCCCUCGGGGACGUUCCCCGGCGAGGAAACCUAAGUCGGCGCGGAGGCAGAGAAACUGAAUCGCGGCGCGGGGUAGCGGUCGUCAGACUGUUUGUGUCGCGUGACCCUGGAACCGCCUCGCGUGACGUAGCCAAUCGGGGGGAGAGAGAGAGAGAGGCGAAACCGUCGCAUCGGCCGGCCACGGUGUGUAAGCAGGGACUGACUUUCGCCUGCAGCCUCCAGUGCUGCAUGUCCAGCUUAACAUGGAACAGGGUGCCUGUAUGUGUCUUAAGGAGACGACAAAGUGAUCCCACCGAAAUGAUUACAUCCAGACCAGGGACUUUUGUUUAAUUAUGCCACCUGUUUUUAUGUUUGCUUCUUUUUCAUUUGUUGUUACGACUAUGACGUCACAUGUUACGUGGUAGAGCGUAAAUUCAGGAGACCAUGUCAAGGCUAAAAUAAAGAUUCAACUGUUGCAUCCCCUGCUGUGUUCCCACUAGAUGGCAGUCUGCCCGCAGAAAGCUGCUUUCAUGAUGUUUGUGUGGUGAACUGUCAGAAUAUGAAGACUAAAGACAAGUUAUUCCUCAUUAUAAAUGUGAAUUUAUGGCCGUAGACUUUAAAUACCUUCAAACCAUGUCUCCCUUUUUUUUUUUUUCUUCUUCUUCCCUGGGAUCAAUAAAUUCCAUCAACCCUUUUGGGGCAUUAGAGCCUGGCACCGCUGUACAUAUUUAAUCCGUGAACAGGGCCUUUUUGUUUCGACGGUAUUCUUUGGGACAAACUUGCAAAUUCUGAUUUGUUUGUUGAACAACUUCCUCUUUUUAAAUCCUCGCCAAUCUCACAGCAAACAUUACACUGAUAAUUGCUUUUUUUGUGACAAUAUUGAUGCGCUGAAUAAUAACACCAGAUGGUUUUACCUGUUAA